AGCACGCGUGUCGUAGAUGAUGAGUCUGAAACGAACCGCGAGUCAAAGAUAUAUCGAAUCACCUCGACGGGCGACAGACAGUUGAGAGCUCCGCUGUUGAACGCCUACCUACUCGCGGAUGCACCAUUACGAUUGUCGAUCGGAUCUCAACGCGACCCAUUUUCCUCACUACCGGUACCUUGGAAGCCUCCAUACGGCAUCAUCACAAGCUACUUAUGCGAUAGCACCAGCUAUUGUAGCCGAGAGCUUUGAGCCAGAAGGCAAGACGCGGCAGGAAGCACUUGAGGACAUUGAAUGGCCAAUGGCUUUAUCUGUACAGACAAAUGAUCCUGCCUUGUUCUUUGCCGCCCUUGCCAUGUCGUGUGUACAUCUGCCAGAGACACACGAAUUCAGUCCUCAGAGCAACUCUUUUUUCUUCCGUUGGCUAUCGUCUAAGUGUGUUGAAUAUCUCAACAAAUCUCUGUCGAAUCCUUCUCGUGCAUGCAGCGACGGCACUUUGAUUGCAGUGACAUUCAUCUCAUUUUGUGAGAGUAUGGCUGGAAAUCAUCGCAUUGCAGCGACAAUUCAUCAACCAGGUUUGAGGCAGAUGGUCAACACUCGCGGCGGUCUAGAUUCCAUUGCAAAGGCAUCGGCCAUUGGCGAGAGAGUGACCAAAGCGAUAUCUGCUCUGGAUAUUGUUGUGGCUUCUAAAUUUGGAUGCACUCCAAUAUUCGAGGACUCAUAUGCCCUUGCCUUGCAAGAUGUGGAGAUGACCGACAUCGUGUCCAGGAUCAAAAAGACCGCCGAAGGGCGUCUCGAUCCUGCUUCUCCGAUACCUCGUACGGUGAUAUUGACACAGCGACUCAAGGAUCAUGACAUUUUCCAAUCACCUAGUGCGAGCAGUCCCGUCCCUUCAGAGGCCGCGACGGUGACUUCACGCAAUUUCGACGAGAUUUACGACGCCAGAGAUCCAUUCUGACUCGAGGCCCACGACUUCAAAGAACUGGUAGGCUCCC
Molecule: messenger RNA, 995 nt
Organism: Aureobasidium subglaciale EXF-2481
Lineage: Eukaryota; Fungi; Ascomycota; Dothideomycetes; Dothideales; Saccotheciaceae
Exons: 2
Coding region: 119-958 (279 amino acids)
Source: RefSeq, a predicted model, not a curated record